This is a messenger RNA of Schistocerca cancellata (South American locust), 10681 nucleotides long. It is a transcript of the gene Ten-a, whose product is annotated as teneurin-a. Lineage: Eukaryota; Metazoa; Arthropoda; Insecta; Orthoptera; Acrididae. The record is from RefSeq and is a predicted model, not a curated record. The coding region runs from base 75 to 7463 and encodes 2462 amino acids. Gene Ontology annotation, biological process: motor neuron axon guidance. The transcript is spliced from 33 exons.
AGGAUUCGCGGACGCAGAGCCGCAACCGGCGCUCCACGGGCCUGGGAGUCGGCACCGUGGGAGGAAGCCUGCUCAUGAUGGUCAACGUGACGCUGCUGCAGUAUCUGGACACGGGCCGCUGGUUCCUCUCCGUCUACAACGACGACCUGCGCCCGCACCGCGUCACCCUCGUCGUCGCCGAGGACGAGGGCGUGUCCACUGCGUGCCCCAACGACUGCUCCGGCCACGGAUCCUGCUACCUGGGCAAAUGCGACUGCAUAGACGGCUACGAGGGCGUCGACUGCUCCAAAAGUGUAUGUCCUGUAUUGUGCUCUAAUCAUGGCAAAUAUGGUGGUGGCCUGUGUCACUGUGAAGAAGGCUGGAAGGGUGCUGAGUGCGACACUCCAGAACAUGACUGUCAGGUUCCUGACUGUUCAGGACAUGGACAAUGCCUUGGUGGUGUGUGCGUUUGUAGAGCUGGCUGGAAAGGCCCUUUUUGUGAACAAGUGGAUUGCCCAGAUCCCACAUGUUCGGGUCAUGGUUCAUGUGUUGGUGGAAAAUGUUACUGCAAAGCUGGCUGGCAAGGCAUCAACUGCUCUUCAGUAGAUCAGCAAGUAUACCAGUGCUUGCCAGGAUGCUCUGAUCAUGGUUCUUAUGACCUUGAGACUGCUGUAUGUGUCUGUGAUAAUUAUUGGACUGGUGCUGACUGCUCACAAGCUCUUUGCAGUCUUGAUUGUGGGCCACAUGGUCGAUGUGACAAAGGGAAAUGUGAAUGUGACCCUGGAUGGACAGGUGAUCGUUGUGAUUUGUUGCCUUGUGAUCCUCGCUGCUCAGAACAUGGACAGUGUAAGAAUGGAACCUGUGUAUGCUCUCAGGGAUGGAAUGGUCGACAUUGUACACUACCUGGUUGCAAAAGUGCUUGUAAUCGCCAUGGUACUUGUUCCCUGGAAGAUGGAGAAUAUCGCUGUAUGUGUUCAGAUGGAUGGGCGGGUUAUGACUGCAGCAUUCGACUCGAAAUGGAAUGUAAUGAUGAAAUUGACAAUGAUGAAGAUGGAAUGGUUGAUUGCUCAGAUAGUGAGUGCUGCUCACAUCCUUCUUGCUCAGAUCACAUAAUGUGUAUAGCAUCAAGUGAUCCCGUUGAGGUGUUAUUGCGGAAACAGCCACCGUCUGUUACAGCUUCGUUCUAUCAGAGAGUCAAAUUUCUCAUUGAAGAAAACAGUGUUCAGAGCUAUGCCCAUAUUGAUGAAUACAGUGAAAGUCAGUUCUGGAAUUCAUUUACACCGCGGAGAGUUUCUGUCAUGAGAGGACAGGUAGUAACACCACAAGGUUUAGGGAUAGUUGGAAUUAGAGUCAGUGUUGAUCGUGACUCUAGAUUUGGAUUUACGCUUACAAGAGCUGGUGGUUGGUUUGAUGUCUUGGUUAACGGUGGAGGUGCAGUAACACUGCAGUUUCAGCGAAGUCCCUUUAGACCUCUAACAAGGACGGUUUUUGUGCCAUGGAACCAAAUUGUUGUUUUGCCACCUGUGACUAUGCAGCUAAGUGAUGACACAGAUAUAUAUUCUGAAAAUGCAGGCUCUCUUGCUCUUGGAAUGGGUGUACCUCUCAGCAGUAUGCCACUGUUUUCAAAUAUUGCGCAACGGGAACCAUGCCUGGACCAUGACCAUGAGUUGUUGCGACCGGUUGUUAUGUCAACCUGGAUGCCAGAGAAAGUUGGUGGCAUUCCUGGAAGAAGUUUAGUUUUUGCAGAAACUCAGAUUCUUCAGGAGAGUAUCCGGAUUCCAGGAUCUGGUCUGCACUUGGUCUAUCGCAGCAGCCAGGCCCCGGGAUAUUUGUCACGUGUCCUAAUGCAGCUGACUCAUUCAACAAUUCCUCCAACCCUUACCCAUGUCCAUGUACGUGUAGAAAUUGAAGGAUCAGUUCACACCCGUACUUACGAGGCUGAUCCUCAUCUCACACACACAUUUGCUUGGAACAAGAGAAAUGUUUACAAACAAAAGGUAUAUGGGGUUGCUCAAGCCAAAAUAUCUGUAGGUUACCAGUACUCCAGCUGCCCUGCAGUAAUUUGGGAAACACAAACUGCAAUGUUGCAGGGUUUUGAUGUUGACAUAUCUGAUGUGGGUGGUUGGAGCCUUGACAUUCAUCACCACUACAAUUUUCAUGAAGGUAUUCUACAAAAAGGAGAUGGGUCGACUUUACAUUAUAAGCAGUACCCUCGAACUGUGAAAGUGGUUAUGGGAACAGGACUGCAGAGACCACUCCAGUGUUCAGAUUGCAAUGGUGUUGCAAAGGAUGCUCGCUUGCUCACCCCAGUAGCUCUUGCAAGUGGCCCUGAUGGCAGUUUGUACGUGGGUGAUUUCAACCUUGUUCGCCGUGUUACACCAGAAGGAAAUGUAUUUACAGUUUUGCAGCUAAGUGCAACACAGGUGUCGUACCAGUAUUACUUGAGUGUUUCUCCUGCUGAUGGUCACUUGUAUAUAUCUGACCCAGAACGGCAUCAAGUUCUUAGAGUGCUAUCUGUUGAGCCAAUACAAGAUCCAGGAAUUAAUUGGGAGCCUGUUGUAGGAUCUGGUGAGCGAUGCAUUCCAGGAGAUGAAACUCAUUGUGGUGAUGAGGGCCCAGCUCGUGAAGCAAAGCUUGCACAUCCUAAAGGUCUUGCUAUAGCUGCUGAUAAGACUAUGUACAUUGCUGAUGGAACAAACAUAAGAGCUGUGGAUCCAAAAGGAAUCAUUCACACCCUUGUUGGGCAUCAUGGUCAUCAUAAUCACUGGACUCCUGUUCCUUGUCAUGGAGCAAUCCCUGCACAACAGGCCCAGUUGCAGUGGCCAACAGGUCUUUCGCUGAGUCCUCUUGAUGGUAGUCUACAUUUUAUCGAUGACCGUCUCGUGCUGAAACUAACGGAUGAUUUAAAAGUGAAAGUAGUUGCAGGUACACCAUUACAUUGUCAUUCAAAUAGAGCUGACAACCAUCCAAAGGCAUCGGCUGGUAGCAACACUGAAAAUUCCCAUCCAGAAGAUACUGUUAAGAUUGAUACUGAAAAUGAAGAUGGUCUGAAGGCAACACAGACUGUUCUUGGUUCAGUCCUUGCCUUGGCAUUCAGUCCAAGUGGAGAUUUAUUCAUUGCAGAGAGUGAUUCAAAAAAAGUAAAUGCAAUACGUGUAGUUGAUUCAGCUGGAAGGAUAAUUGAUUUUGCUGGAAAGCAACAAGAGAAGCCAUACAGAGCACAAAACUGUGAUUGCAUAAAUAAUGGAAGUUCGUCAGUGAUGGCUCCGCCAGGAAUGUGCCCUUGUGGAAUGCCUGAAGAUGGCAAUAGCGAUCAUGAUGCAAAAGAGACAAUGCUGUCUUCAAAUGCACAGUUUACGUCCAUAUCAGCUCUGACUGUUUCUCCAGAUGGUGUGCUUAAUGUUGCUGAUCAAGGCAGCUUGCAUAUAUUAGCACUGGAACAUUAUCUCCCAGUUCACAAUGAAAAUGGAGAGUUCAGGAUUCCAUAUCCACCAACUCAAGAAAUCUAUGUUUUCAAUCGUUAUGGUCAGCAUGUUGCAACAAAGGACCUGACAUCUGGAAAGACUCGUUAUUCAUUUCUUUAUAGCAAGAACACAAGUUUUGGCAAACUGUCAACUGUUACUGACAGCUCUGGGAACAAAAUUCUUUUCCUCAGGGACUAUAGCAAUGUUGUUAGUACUAUUGAGAACACCCAGGAUCACAAAUCAGAUCUUAAGAUUUCUGGAGUAGGUUUCUUGGUGAAAUUCCUAGAGAAAGGAAAAACGGAAAUUGAUCUUGAAUAUGACAGCACAACAGGUCUGCUUACAAGUCGGUCAGAUUCUAGAGGUGGCGGUGGUGGUGAAACAUAUAUGUAUCACUAUGAAUCAAAUGGCCGGCUUACUGAUGUUAUACUACCUACAGGAGAAACUGUUAAUUUGGCAUCUAGACUUACAGCAGAAGAUGGAUUAACUGUAGAGAUCUCAUCUCUAAUGCAGUCUUUAUCUGCUGGAGAUUUAGUUCAGCCACAGCAUUCUGUCACUUUGAGAAUGGAAGACAGAGGAGCGAAACGGCUAACAGUACUUGAAGGAGUUUCAACCAGCGAAGCUGUAAGCUUCCGUAAUGGAUCGUUUAUUGUUCGUUGGGCCUGGGGUGGUUGGAUGGAGAGCUCUGCUCUUGCAAGACAUCCACUCCUUGAAUUAUCUUUACCAACUGAGGCAGAAAUGCUACCACUAUGGAGUAGACAGACAUUGUCACUUGGUGAUGGUCUCACUAACAGCAUGGCUUGGAGCUACAGCUUAGUCGGUGAUGUUAGUGCUCCCCAUCAGACACUGUUGCAGGAGCUAUGGGUGAACAGUUCAAGAGUUCUUGGUAUUGAAUUUAACCAAGUAACUGGACAGGAGACGUUUUAUGACCGUGAAAGACAGCCUCUCCUUACAAUAUCAUUUGAUCAGGCUGGCUUGCCUCAGUCGUGGGUUCCAGCAACUGGAGGACAACCCGUAAAUGUCUCUUAUGACAGAUUCAACAGGGUUGACAGCUGGCAGUGGGGUGUACAAAGUGAAAAAUACAGCUAUGAAAGUCAUGGUUUGCUCUCAGAAAUAAGUUCUCCAAAGGAUGGUGUUACACAGUUCACUUACAAUGAACUUAAUAUGCUGUCGCACAUUACACUGCCAAGCAAACGACGGUUUGGGCUACAGUAUUCUCCUGAUGGAGGAUUGCGUCAGGUAGUACUACCAAGUGGUACACGCCAUUCAUUUUCAUGUCAACCUUCUCUUGGAUUUCUCCGUGUAUCCUACACAGCCCCCGGUGCAGCCCGUUCCUAUGUACAGCAUUUUGCUCAUUCUGGAGCACUGCUGCAGACUGUCUUUCCUGGAGAUGGAGCUCGUGUCCUGUAUCGGUAUCAUCGCUCUGGACAGUUAGCAGAGAUACUGCAUGGAGAUGGCAGAAGUCAGAUAAAUUACUCACCUCUAACUGGGUUUCCAAGUGCAGUAUUACACAUUGAAAAGGACUUUGAAUAUCGAUGGGAUUAUCAAUAUGUGGCUGGUCUCCUUGUUGAAGAAAGAAUAGAUUUUGGAGCUAAGACAGGAAUCAGCAACGCAAAAUUUACAUAUGAGUACGACAGCAACUUCAGGUUAAUUGGUAUUCAAGGACGUAUUGGUGGACAAACUCUUCCAGAACAUAACCUCGGAUAUAACAUAAAAACUGGUGCUCCAGAGCAGUUGGGCCAGUUUAAGGUAUCACGUCCCAGAGCUAAUGAGACAUCUGUUUAUGAUGGGACAGCAAUUUUCACACGACUCAUCAAUAAUCAGUUUCAGGAGAUUCAAGUUGCAGUCACUAUCCAUCGCAUGGAAGUAUUCAGAAUGGAAUUCUUAUAUGAUGCCCGCAGCCGCAUCUCACAGACACGUACAUAUACACGUAAUGUUGGUGUUAAUACCUACACCAAUGUAAAGAACUACACAUGGGACUCAGAUGGCCAGCUAUCGGGAGUAGAAGCUCAGGAGCCAUGGGGAUUCCGCUAUGAUGAUAAUGGAAACAUGCUGUCUCUGACAUACCGGGGGAAUACAAUACCAAUGGAGUACAAUGUAAUGGACCGCAUAGUGAAGUUUGGAGAAGGCCUUUACCGGUAUGAUAACAGAGGUUUGGUUAUACAAAAUGCAAGGGAAGAAAAAUUUCAUUAUAAUGCUAAAGGUCUUUUGGUUCGAGCAACAAAGAGAGGUAGAUUUGAUGUGCGUUAUUACUAUGAUCAUUUGGAUCGUUUGGCUACACGUAAAGAUAAUUAUGGGAAUGUAACUCAGUUUUUCUACACGAAUCACAUGCGGCCUAAUGAAGUAAGCCAGAUCUACAGCCCACGAGAUGGCAAACUCAUGUCUCUUGUAUACGAUGACCGUGGUCAUCUGAUAUUUGCUCAAGUGCACAGGCACAAAUAUUAUAUUGCAACAGACCAGUGUGGAACUCCUGUUAUGGUUUUCAAUCAGUAUGGAGAAGGCAUAAGGGAAAUUAUGCGUUCACCUUAUGGCCAUAUUGUAUAUGAUUCAAAUCCAUAUCUUUAUCUGCCAGUAGACUUCUGUGGUGGACUUCUAGACCAGGUAACUUCCCUUGUUCACAUGCCAAAUGGAAAGGUCUAUGAUCCAUUGAUUGGACAGUGGAUGUCGCCAAUGUGGGAAGGAGUAUUGGACAGAGUAGCUACACCAACACACUUGCAUCUAUAUCGCUUUAAUGGAAAUGAUCCAAUUAAUGUAAGAAGGAAUCCACAGCAUCUAACAGACCAUGAAAGUUGGCUUUCACUCCUUGGAUAUGAUCUGAAAAGCUUGGCUCCUCAACUUUACCCUGCAAGCCUGCCAGGUGGAGGUCUGUUGUCAACUGUUGGGUUUGGUGGUUCACUUGGACCUUUUCCUGGAGAUCCUACCAAAGGAAUGUUGUCUGCUGCAAUGCCUCAACUUAUGCUCUCACAGUCCUCAAUUCAGCUCAAACAGAAUGGAGUACUUCCAGCAUUUGGUGUGGCAUCUGGUUUCCUAGCACACCUAUCAGAACGGCAGUUGGGUGAUGCUUCAACUUUGUCAUCCCCACCUCGAUCUGCAAUGAAGAGAGAUACUUGGCCACCUGGGAACUUCCCUGCCACAAAUCCAGCAUCAGUGUUUCCAUUCAGGCGUUUGGGUGCAGCAUCAGAACCACCAUUUGGCCGCGGUAUACUUGUAUCAAGAACACAAGAAGGAUAUGCUGUUAUUAGUAGUGUUCCUGGAGCAAAUGCAAUAUACAAGGAUGUAUUUACAUCUGUCUUCAAUCAGUCAUACCUGUUACCAUUUACCUUCUUGGUGCACAAUGCACAACAGGAUGCAUUCUUUUUUGUGAAAGAGGAAACAUGGAGAGCCAAUGAAGAUCGGGGUCAACUAAAGCGCCUAGGUGGUCAAGUGAACAUAACUUAUCAUGAGAAGGAAGCAGGGAUUUUAGAGAGUAGUGGGGGGACUGGUAAAAUUGGUGACCUGAAAAUACAUGGAUUAAGUGCUGUAGUAAAUUUACGGUAUGGAACAACACCAGAGAAAGAGAAACAAAGGUUGCUACAUCAUGCGAAAGGACAGGCAGUCCGGAAGGCUUGGCACAGAGAGAGGGAAGCAUUACGGAACAACUUUGUAGGAACAGUGGACUGGUCAGCAGCUGAAGUAGAAGAGAUUAUUAAGGUAGGAUAUGCCUCAAAUUAUGAUGGUGAAUAUUUCCAUGAUGUCCAACGUUACCCUGAACUUGCAGAGGAUCCAUUCAAUAUACGUUUCAUUAAAAAGAGUUCAUCUAGUGGAAACGAGUCAAAUAAACGAAGAAGGAAAAAGAGAAGCCUGGGGCAGAGACUUUUCUCAAGAUAUGUCAAAAUAUCAUCAAACACUGGUAAUACGCAUCACAAAAGGGAAAGCCCUGUGGAUAUCCUAGGUGCACUGUACAGCUCUGAGUCACAUCAGAAAAGCUGCCUCAAUAAAAAGCACUGGUGGCUUCAGUGGACUCAGCACAAUUCCUUGUGCUGAAACAGUGGUCAGAUUUUUUAAAAUGAAUGAUACAUUCAUUUCUCCUAAUGAUUUGCUUACAUGACACAUUGUGUGUAUUCUACACCUGACAACAGACAGUUUUUAAUGAGAUACAGGAACUAAGAAAUAUUCUUUAGACAUGCUUUGGUACUCACGGUAAAAUAUGUUUCAGCUGAACUGAUAUGAGCAUGCACAAAAAAGAAUGGAUAGUGUUUAGCACUUAAAUACAGAGCCAAAGACUGAAAGAAGACCAUAAUAGUGGGGACUUCGUUCGUCAGAAAAAACUGACUUGCUAGACUUCUAAAAAAUACAACAAAGUGCUAAAGAGUAGUUUCAGAAGAUAUAACAUUUGAUACCGUUUAAUGUUUACAUUGUGUAAGUCUGUGUUACUUUUAUAUUAAAAACUAAAAUAAAAUGUUAAGUGUGCCAACUAUUCUACAUGUGAUGUAGUAAGUUAAAGAGUGAUAUAUUGCCACUGAACAUGUGUUUAACAGAUGCAUCCAGACCAAGUGAUAAGCGAUUACGCAAACUUUUAUAAUGCUUCUUCAAGAUUGUCCAUACACAAAGAAUAAAAGUGGUAUUAUUUUCUACCAAAUGUGUUAGCUAUUUCAAAGAUGCCAAAAUAGUCAUGAAUAUAUCAUAAACAUCUUUUAUGGUGCGCAGAUUUUUAGUGCGUUCACUGUGGAAAACUACAUUUUUUAACAAACCGGAUCUUUAAAAUUAUGUACAUAUAUUUAUAAAAACAAACAGUUUUAAAGUGUCGAACUGCAAACAAUUCCGUGAAAGUUUCGAGGAUGAAUAAAUCUAAUGUGCGAGCUCUGUGCAAUGUUGUGAAGUGACUAAUGCUGUUAUUUUUAUGUUUGGUAUAUCCGACCGAAAAUAUAAAGAUGUGUAUAUUAACAUAUAAAAAAGUUAAAUGUGUCCAUUAAAGGAAAUGUGUAGCUAUGUAUACACGCAUCAUGUGUUACCAAUAUUUAUAUAUUUUUUAUUACGUGGUGGAAGUGUUGUGCAAAGAGUAAAAUGUGUAAAUUGAAAUACUCGUUUCUGCUAAAAUGUUUAAUGUUAUGCUCGUAUGUGAAAAUGUAAUUAUGUAUCAGUUGUAUACAGUAUUUUACUUUAAGUUUUGCAUUAUUAGAAUAAUUUAUGUACAGUAUGUUAUUUUUGCCACAUGUGGUUGAAAAGACUCUAGAGGGGAAAACCAAGCAGAAUACCAAAAAUCUAAGUAGUGCACAAUUUAUUUAAAUAUAUUUUGUAUUGUAUGUAUGCGAAUACAUUACUCAUUGCAUUUAUUUCCAUAAGGUGAUCAGAUUUCUAUACUGUCAUAGGGCUGUUGGAACAUAUGCUGUAGCAAGAACAUUUAAAUGUAUAUGAUGUGACAAUAAUUGUGUGAUCACUAUUAAAGAUCUUAUUAUAAUGAUACUUUCUCAUUGCUUGACUUUGGAUAACUUCUGAAUGUUAUAUGUUAAAGUAUUGCAAUUAAAUGUAUAGAUAUUGUAAACAAUGUUCAGCAUUUUGUGUGACAUAUGUUUCCAGUGUUUGUAAUAUGUGGUUACGUGGUUUCCAUUUACUCUAGUUCAUACAUUGUAGAGCAAAAAAUAAGAUGUACUGUAGGCUUAUGACACUUUGUUUGUUCCUGUCAAGAUGUCUGGUCACCUUAAUAUGUACACCUAUUAAAUUUGAAAACAGGGUCCAGGAAGAAAAGUUCAUCAGUGCUGUUAAGAUGAUUAGCAAAUCCAUGUAUCAGCAUCAGGAUGUAUAUUUAUAUACACUAACAAUGAUGUUGAAACUUUUACUUACUAGUGAGUAGUCAGUUAAAGUGUAAAUAAUAUAUGUUUUGCUAUAACGUCCCUUUUGAAAAUAAAUCAAAAUACUUAAGUGGUGUGUAACUGCUGUAUACAGAUAUUUUUGUCAGUGUUUGCUGUACAGUUUUAAUUCUUGAUUUUUAUCAAUUAUGUUAAUAUGUGUUGAAAAAUGUAUCAAUGUCAGUGUUGCUCAGCUAGAAAUGGAAUAUUAAAAAUUGUAUGCAAAUUAUCUGAGUCAUCAUAGUCUUUGGCCAGAAGUUGCACAAUAUCAGUAGGGCAAAGUAAUGCAGGGAUGUGUAUACCAUUGUUAGAUCGAUUCUUUUUUUAACUAAAACUAAUGAUUUCAUCAAGUAAAUAUUUAUUUUGUGUAACUGUUUCUGAGAACUUUAACUGGUCAAGGGAAUCUGGUAGUCAAAAUCUGGAAUUAAAAUCCAAAUUAUUGACCACAACUUGAAAACAGCAAGUGACUCACAUGUCUCUUGUUUAGUUGUUACAUUUAACUAAUAUGUGCAUCAUUUAAACAAUUUUAUUUUCCUUAAGUUUUGACUGGUCUACUUCCAGAAAUUCACAUGUAGGGAUAAUUUUUUAAAAACAUCAUUGUUACACACCAGCUCUUCUACACUGUUCUAAUUUUUCAGAUGUUAUCUAAGUUAACUUAGUAACAACUAAGACUUUGAUGAUCAUGUAUAUAUGUAAGUGUAUUGUGUUAUUAAGUUGUGGACCCUAUGCUGAGUAUAACUUGUGUGAACGCAUGUUGUAUGAAUGUAUGAUCACAAAACUGCAUUGUUUCAAUUCUCCCCAAGAAAAGAGCUUAUAAAUUUAAAACUGCUUGAAAAAUGCUUCCUCUGCUUUUACAGUUUCAAUUUACAACAGAAAUAGAAUGUGAAAUGUGGAUGAAUACCUCUGCCUUAAGUAAUCUAUGAUGAGAAACUAACAAAAGUGGACAAUUUUUUAAAUUUAACUUCUGUGAAGUAUGUAACUAUUAUUACUAGGAUGAUUAGUACUACUAGUACUAAUACUUGAAAGUAAUGACACUGUGUCAUUAUUUGCAGAAUAUGCUUCUUUUGUUAAAAUUUUGUUGAAUGAUAGCAGUCCAAGUGGAGACAGAAAUGACAGAAUUACCAGAAUUCUGAUCAUUCAUUAAUUUCACUGUCAGUACAUUUCACAAAUAUAAAAAAAGUUCAGUGUUUGCUUGCCAGAUGUGCUACAGAAAAAAAGAAAUGCGUAUCAUACAGUUCUGAAUGCAUAAUGACAUUCUUCAGAGAAAUGCUAAGGAGGUUCAUUUCUACUGAAUCUUUUUAGAUAUUUUUUUGUAAUAUUGGAUGAAACUGGAUAUGUGUUUAAUACUUUCAGAGUACAAUAUUGUUUGUAAUGUAUUUAUUGCUGUAAUUUUAUUUGGUAUGAUGCUACUUGAAA